Messenger RNA from Polistes dominula (European paper wasp), 807 nucleotides. RefSeq names its product DUF1676 domain-containing protein Osi6 (gene Osi6). Lineage: Eukaryota; Metazoa; Arthropoda; Insecta; Hymenoptera; Vespidae. Gene Ontology annotation, cellular component: membrane. The record is from RefSeq and is a predicted model, not a curated record.
GUUGUAAUAUAUUUAAUAACCAUCGUUGUUCUGGUAACUGGUCAAACAUUGGACGAGUGUUUACAAAAAGACAGCAUAUCAUGCGUGCAAAAGAGCAUCUACAGAAAAGCUAAGGAAUUCUUUGAUAAGGAAAGUUUGGAGAUAUUACCUGGUGUCAAUUUGGUCAAGAGUCAGGAUACUAAUACGAUAGGAAGGAAUGCUAAAACGAACAAAGAUAUUAUUUAUGAUCAAGAGAUAGAUGGUGCUAAUGAUGUUGCUGAAAGGCAAAAUCUACUGGAGAAUUUUGUCGGUGAAGAGGCUAGUAAUUUUUUUACCGGACGUAGUUUAAAGAUUAAUUUUGAGCCAGUAGUUGAAAAAAUUGGUGAAUCGGCACGUGCCUUGACCGAUUCGAUGCCACAAGAGAUUCGUCAGGCUGCCGACGAGAUUGUCGAAGGACGUGUAAGAAAGUUGAAACUUUUGAGAACAAUAUUACCUUUAUUGAUAGCUGCCAAAGUUAAAAUCGGUUUAUUGGCUACCGGGGCAUAUUUGUUUAUAGCAUUGAUCGCUAAAAAAGCCAUAAUCGCGUCAUUCAUCUCAUUAUCAAUAAUGGCAUUCAUCAUUUUGAAACAAUUUUGGUCAUCGCGAUCUGUCGGUAGUUUUACACCAUACAACAGUGGUUGGAGUAGUGGAAUCAGCAGCAUAGGUGGUGGUGGUGGUUGGGUACCACCUGUUUCUUCAGGUGGAUGGGCAACUUCCGGUACAGGUGGUUGGGACGAUGGACAUUAUGCUCAGAAUCAAGCAUAUUCAAGUUAUCAUCAUCGACGAUAG